CAGAUCGGUUUCCUGCUGCUCACUCCUGACAGCGGCUGCUUCACAUCUCCUCCUGAUGACCACCAGGACAUCCUCCUUCCCCCACCCCCGAGGCCAGAUCCCACAGCCAUCGUCCCAGCUGACAGUUGUCUAAUGGAAAGACACAGCUCUGUGAAAUAAAGGUGGCACCCUACAGCAACACAACCGGAAGGCAUGACGCUCUCACUGAGCCAAGCUCUGACUAACUGCUCAUUGAGAUGGUCUGACUGGGUCUUGGCACAAGCCACCUAAAGCCUCAUUGUUAGGCCGCUGUUAGGCUGCAGGGUGUAUGACGGCGAUGGCAAGAAGAACAACGACAAAUGUCCAGGGGGGGCAACCAUUGCUCGUUUUAGCAUCACCCAUGGGGACAUUUUCUGAGAGCAAUGGUAUGGAUUUCACGUCUUCGUACAGCGAGUCCCGAAAGAUUGAAAAGGAUGUCCCAAACUCAAGGCCCCGGGAAGAGGAUAAUGGCACAUCAGGGGCUGAUGAAAGCUCAAUGAACAUUGGACUAUCUAGCACAAUGUCUCAUGAUUCACCUAGUUCCCUGAACAAACUGGGUUCUAUGACUGUCAAUGAGGGGCAGGGGUCCCUAAGGAUGCAAUGUCCCACCUCUGUCUGCUGGAGGAAUUCUGGUGAGUGUAACACCACUGCUGAUCUGGAGGUCCCAUACCAUGUAAAUGUCCGGCUUGGCUGCCCUGAACGGUUGGACCACAUUCCUAAACCGCCAAGGUAUUUGAAUCAGUCCUUAGAUGCAUCUGUGCUGCAAAUGGGCUCACAGAACCAUAAACUUGGGACUGACGUAGACAAAUCAGGAUGCUGCGUAGAUCUUUGUCUUCUUCCCAAUGAGUACUGCUACACAGGUGCCAAUGAGUACUGCUACACAGGUGCCAAUGAGUACUGCUACACAGGUGCCAAUGAGUACUGCUACACAGGUGCCAAUGAGUACUGCUACACAGGUGCCCCUGGCGCCGCUAUAGAUGGCCAGUUUAAGUGCUUCUGGAAGUCGAGGCCUCGCGGCUUGAAUUGCUUUACCAGAGGCCAGCUUGGUGACCUUUUCAGCUCGGGGUUUUUGGUCAGCGAGAGCCCGGAUGGUAUGGCGAUACCUUCCAUGGACGAGGGAGGCAAGAAGGACGACAAGGAGGAUGAGAACAUCGAGGAUGUGGAGAAUGACGAGGACGAUGAUGACGACGUUUUCCCUGAGCUGCCGUGCUACAGGGAGUUUCUGCUCAGCCGGUGUAUGAGCAGGAGCAGAUGCCAGUGGAGCAGGACUGCGAGGAGACUGGAUGUCGCACAUAUCAGCUGUGACCCCACUGGCCGUGGCUGGUCUGAAGAGGAGGCUGUCAACUCUGAGGAGAUCCAGCCUGUGCUUUCGCCCUGGUCCCAGUCCAUGAGCCAGCUGAUGCAGAAGUUGGACCAGCUCAAUCUAGACAUCCAGGAGGCCCUAAGCACUGGCUCCUCGCCCACCGGCACCCCUACCAGUGCCCAGAAAAGUGAGGCGAGCUGGCAGGUAGCCGUGAGGAUGAGCCCGGCUGAAGCAGAAAUUGAGGCGAAGGAGGCAUGCGACUGGCUGCGAGCGGCGGGAUUUCCCCAGUACGCCCACCUGUACGAAGAUUCCCAGCUUCCCAUCGAUAUCUCCUCCGUUAAAAGAGAUCAUGAUUUCCUGGACAAGGAUCUGGUCGAGCCUCUCUGCCGACGACUUAACACCCUGAACAAGUGUGCCUCUAUGAAACUGGACGUCAGCCUUCCCAAGAAGAAAAGCGAAGACUCAGAUGAAGAAGAUCAGCUGGCGAUCAGCAACCGAUGGACGUUUGAGUGGAGCAGUCGCCGGUGGUCGAGGCUGCAGGACAUCGACUGCAUCCUGGAAGGCGAGGAGGGGGCAUGUCCCAGAGGCCUGGAGGCGGAGCUGCAGGGGGCAGGCAGUCGGGAGAGCGUGCUAACAGACCUGAGCGAGCCGGAGGUGUCGUCACUGCAUAGUGGGAGCAGCGGCGGCAGCAGGAGUGGAGAUCUGGCCACCCUAAGGCCUGCCCGCUCCGCCUCAGCCUCCAUCAUGCCUCACCCCAGCUCUUUGGCACCGUCCCCAAUGUCCGACGACCGGCUACGGUACAGCUCUCUGCCCUCCAAAAGCAGCCGGCAUGGCCGGACACGCGCCAAAGACUUCCUGCGCCGCAUGGAGACGUUGCGUUCCCGGCGGUCCUCUUCAGGGAAGGCUGCCCGCAAAACCCCGACCAUCAGCGGGCCUGUCCUUCAGUAUGAGCCUGAAAGCCUCCGUGUGCUGCAGUGUGUAGAGAUUGCCAACGGCGACGUGGCUGCGCCGGAGGUGAACGGGAGUAGCGGCCUGCACUCCCAGUCCAGCUGCAGCACCAGCAGCACGCCCAGCCUGAAACCACAGCGGGCCCUCCACAAACGCAGUGGCGUCUACCUGGAAGACCUGGAUGUGCUCGCUGGCGCCCCCGUGAGGAAGACUGCCGAGCAAGGUCGCCGGAGCGAGUGCCGCUCCUAUGAGGACCUAGUGGUGCACAUCCCCAAGGACCACAAGCCGGGUACCUUCCCCAAGGCACUCUCCGUAGAGAGCCUGACGCCCACCCCUGGCACCACCGUGAGCUCUGGCUGGCGGCCCGAUGUCCGGCAGCACCGGGACCUGCCUCCUAUCUCCCGGCUCUGUCCACGGGGCAGCCGCGCCAGCGUCUACGACAAUGUCCCCAGCUCCCACCUAUACGCCAGCACCGGGGACCUGAUGGACCUGGAGAAGGAGGACUUGUUCCCGCAGCUGGACGACAUCCUGCAGCAUGUCAACGGCCUGCAGAAGCUGGUCAACAACUGGUCCCGGAGCGUCCUGCCUGACGGUGAGGCCCGGCGCAACUCUGCCAGCCAGGUCACACUGGACGGAGAGGGGAGCUUAGCGCUGGAGGGCCGGACCACGCCCAGUGACCUGGACAGAGACGGCAUUUCACUUAAUGACACGGACUCCAGUGGGACGAGGGAGAGGAGGGAUUCUGGCGUCGGGGCCUCGCUCACCAGACCUAGCCGCCUGCGGUGGCCCAGCUUCAGAAUCUCCUGCCACCUCGGCCAAUCCAGUGCCUCAUUGCAGAUCAACAGCCAAUCAGUAGGCCAGCUCUGCUUGCUGCAGAAGUUCUCACUCCUGCGCCUCACUGCCAUCAUGGAGAAAUUCUCCAUGUCCAACAAACAUGGAUGGACCUGGUCGGUGCCCAAGUUCAUGAAGAGGAUGAAGGUGCCGGACUACAAAGACAAAAAUGUCUUUGGGGUCCCGCUGAUCAUCCAUGUGCAGCGGUCUGGGCAGCCACUGCCUGUCAGCCUUCAGCAGGCUCUGCAUUACCUAAGGAGUCAGUGUCUGGACCAGGUGGGGCUUUUCCGCAAGUCGGGGGUAAAGUCGCGGAUCCAGGCACUGAGGCAGAUGAACGAGAGCUCCCCCGAGCACGUGGACUACGAGGAGCAGUCGGCCUACGACGUGGCGGACAUGCUGAAGCAGUUCUUCAGAGACCUACCCGAACCUUUGCUCACCAGCAAGCUGGGCGAGACCUUUCUGCACAUCUACCAGUACGUACCCAAGGAGCAGCGACUCCAGGCAGUGCAGGCCGCCAUCAUGCUGAUGUCGGACGAGAACCGCGAGGUGCUGCAGGCCCUGCUGUGCUUCCUGAGUGAUGUCACUUCCUCUGUGGGGGAGAACCAGAUGACUCCCAUGAACAUCGCUGUGUGCUUGGCACCCUCGCUUUUUCACCUCAACAUCCUGAAGAAGGACAACCUGUCACCACGAGCCAUGCAGAAGAAGUAUGCCACAGGGCGACCAGACCAGAAGGACCUGAAUGAGAACAUGGCUGCCACCCAAGGGCUGGCCCAUAUGAUCACUGACUGUGUCCGCCUGUUCGAGGUGCCCCAUGAGAUGGUGGCGCAGUCGCGUAACUCGUAUGUGGAGGCGGAGAUGCCACUGCCCACCGUGGAGGAGCUGUGUGGGCCCCGGGAGGGCAGUGAGGCCUACUGCCAGGGCCGCAUGGAGAUCCUGCUGCAGGAGCUGCUCAGAGAGGCCCGAGACAGGUCCAAGGCCUGGGUAUCCUGUCCCUCCAGCGACGGCGCGGAGCUGUCCUACAGGAAGGUAGGGGACGGUAAUCCCCUCCGGCGCUGGCGGGUCAUGGUCGAGGUGGAGGCCCCGCCCUCUGUGGUGCUGAACCGCGUGUUACGUGAGCGCCACCUAUGGGACGUGGACCUUCUGCAAUGGAAGGUGAGGGAGACGCUGGACAGGCAGAUGGAGGUUUUCCAGUACGCCAUCAACAGCAUGCCCCCACACCCCAGCCGCGACUUCGUAGUGCUCAGGACCUGGCGAACAGGUAUGCCUAAGGGUGCAUGUGCUCUGGUGUCCUUGUCUGUGGAUCUCGAGGACUGCCCGGCUAUGGGUGGGGUCCGCUGCGUUAUUCUGGACUCGCAUUUCCUGUUGGAACCGUGUGGAACGGGGAAGUCUCGCCUUACGCAUAUCUGCAGAGUUGACCUGAAGGGCAGGUCUCCGGAGUGGUAUAAUAAGGCUUUUGGCUACCUGUGCGCAGCCGAGGCAGCCCGCCUCCGCAACUCCUUCCAGCCGCUGGACUCUGAUGGCCCCGAAACCAAGAUCUGAGGCACGGGGACAUUCUGAGGCGGGCUCCCAUGGGCCCCAGGGUCAAAAAUGCUGCUGGAUGGGGGCCCCGAAAAGCCUGUCCCAUGCUACAACGCUGAUUCGCUGGAGCUGAGCCAUUCACCAUCAUGCUGCAGUAACACUCUGUCUGCUUGACAGUCAUCGCCAGUUAAUUAUCAACAUUUAUAUGCUUCUUGUUGUUUUUAUUAUUGCUAUUAUUAUUGUUGUUGUUAUUAAUGUUAUUAUUAUUAAUAUUAUUGUUGUAAUUAUAGAUCUUGUCAUUGUAAUCUUAAUUUAUGAUGUCUAGGACAUUUGGCCAUUUCAGAGCUUCUAAGAAGCAUUUCUGUUUAAUUCAUUUUAAAUACAAAACUAUAUAUAAAUAUAUAAAUAAAAUGUGUGUGUGCAUCUGUGAAUGUGCAGGUGUGUGGCUACAUGCACACCAGACUCUAUGUGCUCCAUACGGGUAGGGGUUCCUCGCCCGCCCCUCCUUCCUGUUUGUAGUAAGCCACGCCCACUGCUGCAUCAAAAGCGGCAUGCGAGGCAGCGCUGUGAGCCCAUUCUCUCGUGCUAUUUUGUUGUGUGUCAAUCAGAAGCAGGUCGGACUGAACACUGAAGCUCUGGUGUGUACUGGAUGUGCUACUUAGCGGACAACAGGGUUUUCACUGAGAGGAUUAAAACAAAUAUAAAAUGCAAAAA
Molecule: messenger RNA, 5332 nt
Organism: Brienomyrus brachyistius
Lineage: Eukaryota; Metazoa; Chordata; Actinopteri; Osteoglossiformes; Mormyridae
Gene: stard13a
Product: StAR-related lipid transfer (START) domain containing 13a
Exons: 17
Coding region: 308-4639 (1443 amino acids)
Biological process (GO): signal transduction; actin cytoskeleton organization; regulation of Rho protein signal transduction
Molecular function (GO): GTPase activator activity; protein binding; lipid binding
Source: RefSeq, a predicted model, not a curated record